Molecule: messenger RNA, 770 nt
Organism: Brassica napus (rape)
Lineage: Eukaryota; Viridiplantae; Streptophyta; Magnoliopsida; Brassicales; Brassicaceae
Product: probable E3 ubiquitin-protein ligase HIP1
Exons: 4
Coding region: 119-445 (108 amino acids)
Molecular function (GO): ubiquitin protein ligase activity
Source: RefSeq, a predicted model, not a curated record
GUAUUGUGGCCCUGGAAAGAAUUGAACAUGAUCAUGAGCUUACAUACGAGCAACUGGCUUCUUUAGAGACAAAUCUCUUCUCAAGUGGUAUGAUCAGAUUCCACGAUCAGAUAGCGAUAUGAGGAUUGACAUUGAUAACAUGUCAUAUGAGGAACUACUAGCUUUGGGGGAUGAAAUAGGUACAGUGAGCACAGCUCUAAGCGAAGAAGCACUCUCGAGAAGCCUCAAGAAAAGCAUUUAUCAAGAGACAGAUGAAACCGGUGCCAUUUCGCUGGAUAAGGAUGAUGAUAUCAAGUGCAGUAUUUGCCAGGAAGAGUAUGUUGAUGGAGAUGAAGUAGGGACUAUGCCAUGUGAACAUAUGUACCAUGUGAGCUGUGUACAACAAUGGCUACGGAUGAAGAACUGGUGCCCUAUCUGCAAAACCUCCGCUGAGGAAAAGUCGUAGUGAUGAUGCCACACCAAACUUUAGCUUUUGGGAUAUGAUUCCAAGAUGAUGCAGAGAUACAUCGCUUCUUCUUCUUAUUCUUCUUUUGCACCAAGUGCUUGUCUCUACAUCAUCUUUGCUCUCUAUCUCUCUUCUCUUCUGUACAUAAAACCUUUUUUUUUGGCCGGAUAGGGGUACAAAUGGGCAUAUAGAUCAGGUGACCAUCUCUUUCCCCACUUGUAUCAAAGCUCAACUUUUGAUUUGAACCUGAAACAUUUUGUAGUUUAUACUCGUCUUUUUUAUUUUCUUCUGAAGCGGAUAAAUAAACCUGCACAUUGAAAUUUAA